Molecule: messenger RNA, 1508 nt
Organism: Ceratosolen solmsi marchali
Lineage: Eukaryota; Metazoa; Arthropoda; Insecta; Hymenoptera; Agaonidae
Product: prohormone-4
Exons: 4
Coding region: 182-811 (209 amino acids)
Molecular function (GO): protein binding
Source: RefSeq, a predicted model, not a curated record
UCGCAGGUGGUAGUGACUUUAGGGCGCAUGCACGGGGCUGGGGGUCGCGGGGCCGCGGCGGGGCGCGAGGACGAGUCGGCGGCAGAGUUGCGGAGCGCGUCGGUCGAGCUGGAGGUGCUGAGUUUCUCGCCGAGGGCCUCGCUGCUCUGAGUGCGCGCCCCUCCGCGGCCUCCCGUCGGAGAUGAGCGUCGCACGGCGCUCGGUCGUCGGGGGACCCCGGGCCGCCCUGGCACUUGGCCUCGCCCUCGUGGCCCUACUCGGGCUACCGCGGGCUGCCCUGGCGAUCGACCUGGCCAGGCUGUACGGUCACGUGCCCGUCAAGCGCACCGAUGGCGAAUCAUGUCACCCUUACAAGCCCUUUAAAUGCCCGGAAGACGAUACGUGCAUCUCAAUACAAUACCUUUGCGACGGAGCACCAGACUGUCGAGAAGGCUACGAUGAAGAUCCAAGACUUUGCACGGCCGCCAAAAGACCACCUGUGGAGGAAACAGCGAGCUUCUUACAGGCACUACUUGCCAGCCACGGGCCUAAUUAUCUUGAAAAACUAUUUGGCAGUAAGGCGAGAGAUGCUCUUGCUCCACUCGGAGGAGUAAAUAAGGUCGCAAUAGCCCUAUCUGAGUCGCAGACAAUCGACGACUUUGGAGCGGCUUUGCACCUGAUGCGCUCGGACCUAGAACAUCUGCGUUCGGUUUUCAUGGCAGUGGAGAAUGGUGACAUCGGCUUACUAAAGUCUCUUGGCAUCAAAGACUCCGAGCUGGGCGACGUUAAGUUCUUUCUCGAGAAGCUCGUCGACACUGGCUUUCUCGAUUAAUGUGUUCGAAGCACAACUGUGCGGUCGACACAUCGGUUGUUCUUACAAAAUAAGUCCAAUACACCGAUAUACCAACUUAGCACAAAGAACCUGACGUCAGCUCUAUCCUUCCAAGUUUUUUUACCAAAGCCAUCAUCUAUUCAUGCAGUGCGAUUCAUCUCGGAAUAAAUAAAAAUGUGCACUUGGAAAGAAUGAAAAAAAAAACAAAAAAAAAAACAAAAAAAAAAUGAAAAACUUAAAUUGAACUUGUGAAGAAUCGAGUCGAAGUUAAGCAUUUUUUUACGAUUCAAAUUAUUCGCAAUUCUUUUUACGUAAAUGAAAUGGUCAAGCAAUCCCAUGUGUUUUACUGACAAUUACAUAAAUGAAAGUAAAAUGAUGACAUUACAGGUGAUGUGAAAAUGAAAGUGAAAAAUUUAAUCGAUUUUAGAAGCUAAUAACCAAUUAUUUCGUAUUGAUUAUGCAUUGGUUAACGAAAGCUACAGUUAAAAGAAAAAUCACAAAAUUAACUUUAACGACAUUCACCCUGUAAUACAUACCGAGAAGAAAAUUUCCGAGCGUACGCAUAUAAACAUUAAAACAUAACAGCUUCUUAAGAAAUAAAGCAAAUUAAAAGAAAGAACAAACGUAUAAGUACAUUUAGCCAAGAUUAAAUUGAAAGUUGAAAGUUAAAAGUUAAUUUUAAUAAUGAAGAUUGCCU